CUCGGGCUCGGGCUCGGGCUCUCCUCAGGCGGCCGCUCUCUCCGCAGGGGCCACGGCACCUACGUGGACGAGGAGAAGUUUAUCGCCUCGGUGGCCGGCGCCGUGGAGAGGGUGAACAAGCUGGUGUGCGUCAAAGCGCUGAAGACCAGGUACAACGGCGAAGUUGGCGAUAUCGUGGUCGGGAGGAUCACGGAGGUAAAGCAGAAGCGAUGGAAGGUGGAAACCAAUUCCCGGCUCGAUUCAGUUCUGUUGCUGUCGUCUAUGAAUUUACCUGGUGGGGAGCUGAGAAGGAGAUCAGCAGAAGAUGAGCUUGCAAUGAGGGACUAUCUGCAGGAAGGGGACCUCAUCAGUGCAGAGGUCCAGUCUGUGUUUUCUGAUGGGGCUGUAUCACUGCACACACGGAGUCUGAAAUAUGGGAAGCUUGGCCAGGGUGUGCUUGUUCAGGUCUCGCCCUCCCUCGUGAAACGCCAGAAGACUCACUUCCAUGACUUGCCCUGUGGUGCAUCCGUGAUCCUCGGCAACAAUGGUUUCAUCUGGAUCUACCCAACUCCAGAGCAGAAAGAUGAAGAGGCAGGGGGCUUCAUCACCAACUUGGAGCCGGUUCCCUUGUCUGAUCGGGAGGUGAUAUCACGGCUCCGAAACUGCAUUGUGGCUCUGGUUACUCAGAAGCUGAUGCUCUUUGACACCAGCAUCCUGUAUUGCUAUGAAGCAUCCCUUCCUCAUCAGAUCAAGGACAUUCUCAAACCAGAGGUGAUGGAGGAGAUCGUUCUGGAAACCCGACAGAGGCUGCUGGAUCUGGAGGGAUAGGGCACAUGACCAGAAGCAGUCAUCUGAAGUCCCAGCACGGCAGCUUUUGAUUCUCAGUAUUUUUUUUUUUUUUUCAGUGUUCUAGUCCCCAAUAUUCAUUCCAUACUUCAGAAACCAUCAAAAUUCCUCAUUUUAACUCCUAGGAUACCUCCUGAGCCCUUUUAGUACAAUAGUACUAAAUAGUACUUAAGUACAAUAGCCUUUUAGUGCAGCAGCCUGAAAAAUUGAUAUCUGACCUUUAUGAAGAUGCAGAUGCAACUGGGACAUAAUCUCAUAGCACUCAUUGCUGUGUCUAGUGCCCCUGAACUUUGUGCAGAAUGAUUGAGAGGAAAGGAUGUGUUUUGUGAUGUUUCUCUCUCCCCAAAGGCUUUCUAAAUGGUUUUGAUUUUCCUUUACUGUGAUACAGAUCUGCCAGUCUGUCCUCUGACUGAGGGCUCUUGCUUUUCUCUUUUAAGACUGCAGAUCGCAGGUACAAGUCUUUAGAGGCCAAGGGUAUCACACCCUUGCUAACCACGUUUUGGGUCUGGCUGUUCAUGGUUUAUACGUCUCAAGGGUAUGAGAAUGGAUGUGGCAUGAUGCGGCUGUCCACAUGAGCCAGGAGCCAUGGGCGAGCAGUAUCUUUUCAGUCUAUGUGCAUCCCGCUGUUCCCUUUUUUAAUGCCUGAUGUGGUGAGCUCCUCCUCUGAGGAGGCUCCAGUAUUGUUUUCUAUUAAAUGUUUUACUUUUCAAUAAAUUUUUUGAAACAGACCAGUUAUUCAGGAGUGUGUGCAUUGGUUUAUCUUUCUCCAGAGUGAAUUUGGUUUAACUUGAGAACUGUGGUUGGCUCAGGCUUCCAUGUGCCAGGAUACUUGGAACGGUUGCAACGUCCGGUCAUCUCUUCAACUGUUGCUCUUCAUCCCAUUAAAGCAGGACUUGACCUUCCUCUUCAGCAUAUCUUCUGUGCAGAGUUUCUCUGUAAGUAGAUUGCCUGGGAGGGUUCACAGUGGCUCUCUCAAAAUCGCUUCCCUGCAGGAUCCCAGGGAGAGGCGAGUCAUGCAGCAGCUGUGUCUGGGAGCCCAGUAUGACACUGGUGGAGAUCCUCAGGCCAGUGGUUAGAUGUGGGCAUGCUGAGCCAGAUGUUGGCAGUCAGCCACUUGCCUUCUCUGUACAGAAUGGAUGUGAUGCUUUCCUUAGAACAUCCUCUCAGAUUUCUGGUGCUAUAUUAGAGCCGUUUCUAUUAUGUAUGUAUUGUGGAUAUAUAUUGUAUUUGUAUUGUAAUAGAGCUGCUUGCACCACAGUGCUGUAAUUCUCAAAAAGGAUGAAAAAGAAGAAUGUCUCUCCUUAAUUGUCCCUGAAUCUAAUUCUAACGCUGCAAAUUCUCAUGCUUGCCCCAGGCAAAAGGAAAAAAAUUCUUCGCUCAAUCUUUUCUUGGGAGCUAGAAAUACCCUUCAUUGCUUCUCCUCUAGUUCAGACUGCCCUGCCUCCGGUCUAGAGUAAGCACUAGGUGGCAGCUUUGGAUCGUAUUUGUAGUAUGUCUUCCCUAGCAGCUCAGCCUCAUUGCCCUGCCAAAUAGCAAAGGCUGGAUGUCUGCCACCAGCACUGUUACCUAAAUACUAGAGCAUUAUGGAGCUCAGUGGCUAAGGACAAGCAAGGACACAGUUAAUCCAUUUGCUGCUGUGCAGCUCAAACUUCAGCCCAUGCUGCCUCUGUAAAGUAGUACUUAACUUCUUGGGGAUAUUGGUGGAAUGCUGCACACAAGACCCAGGAAUUGUUAUUUUUGAGUUUUAUGAGGAUUCCCUAAUAAGUGCUGUGACGAUUGCAUCCUCAAGAUGACUUGGGAAAUCUGAAAAUUAAAGCUUGACAGUGACACUGUCGGGUUUGUGGAUAAUGCUGCUCCCAGCCUCAUGCACAUUUGUGUGGACAGGAACAGUGCAAAAAGGCUAAAAGCUUUAGCAGCCUCUGAACCUUUCAAUUAGAAAAGCACCUCUUUUCAUCCCUACCCAAUUGCUGUAGUUUAGCAGCUUUUUAUCUUGCUACCAUAUGGGGAGAUUCAGGGAUUUCUGCUGUGAGGCUUCUAGGUGUAAGCAGAUUGGGGAUAUACAAGCAAUGAGAUAAAGUAUUUGAUGUUUCCUUAUUUUAGAGCAUUUUUGAAGGUUGAUGGAGAGGUCGGUAUUUAAUCCAGUAGAUCUCUUCGCAUCUCUGCCCCUUAAUUUAAACAGCUGUGUGUCAGUUAAAGGGUAAAGGGGUGAAGAGACUUACUUCGCUACCACCCAGAGAGAUUUGGUAUCUGGAAAUGGUUCUACUGAACUGGUACAUGAAUGCAAAAUGCUCCUCUGUCCUCAAGCAACCUCUCUGCAGGCAUCUAACAGGUCAGAAAGGGGUUGGGGGGGGGGGUUAUGAGGCUCUUGAAAGUGCUGUCGAUAAUGUGGUGGAAAUGUGCUGAGGAAGUGUGCUCUGGAGGUGGUUAAUUUAGAGUUGGACCAUGGAUCAUGAUCCCUCAAGCAUGAGCUGUCAGACCUGCAAGGUGAGACAGUGCCAGGUUCUCAUAAUGCAGAUUUUAGGAAAAGGGUGCUGCUGUCUCUGCAGCAGGCUCUGUGGGCUGCACAGCUGAGUUGUCUUCCCUGCCCCCCCUUCCUUUUUUUUUUUUUCCCCCCCUCUGCAUUGCAGUCUUUAAAACUGUGGUCCAUUUCCAGGCUUCUUAUACUAUGCCUCUCUCCCCCUUGUGAGCCUUCUUUGGUUAUUUAUGCUUAAUAAAUGAGUAUACAACCUGAAAAACAAUGAGCUUGAGAUCUGGACUGCUUCAGCUCUGGGCUUUCCGAUUCUGCCUGCUUGCUGCAGCAUUCUCAGUAUUUUGGCCUUGGGAAUGUAUUAAAUGGGGGAGAGUAUGUGACUUAUCCAGUUCCCGUGCUCCCAAAUACCUGGCAGUUUUGUUUUUAAGCCUGAGAACAAGAGCAGCAGCUGAUAAGGUUUGGUUAUGGACCUUUUCUGAUGUGUGGGGGCAGCUGAAGGUCCUGGUAUUUUCCUCUGUGGCCACGAGGGGUCAUUGCCGUUCUUUGCAAAUUCAGCCAGUGUUUUGCCAAGCCCAGACCUAAAUUCUGUAACAAGGCUUCAGUGAGGGCGUUGCUGCCAGUUCCUGCAACCCCAUCAAGCACAGCUUUGCAAGCCAGCAGGUAACUAGGGAUGAGAGUGACAAACUUGUGUGGGGAGGGAGAAACUUCCUGAGCAGUCUCAAAGGUGUCUGAGAGAGGUGCCAGGCCAGCUGCCAUUUACUGUUGAUUUGUCUGAAUCCCUGUGAUUUUUCGCUCUCUUGACCAAUGUCAAGUGCCACCAGUGCUCACCCAUCUCGAAAGCAACUGGAUGUGUUGCUGGGGCUUGCAGUUCCCAUAUGGAGAGGCUUCAAGUAUCGCUCGCUGUUCAGUCAUGACCCACAAGGUGGCAAAUGACAUUUCCCCUGUGCCUGGCAGAGAUGAGUGAGGAGUCAGACAGGGUCUAGGGGAGGCAGCUCGGGUUGGUGAGGGAGCCAGGGCCUCUUUUUCCAUAGGCAGGUCUGCAUGGGAGUAUGGACAGGCUAUAUAAAAUGCCUUUGAAACGGGAAGUGCUUGAGAUAUAAAGGAGGACUCCAGCAAAAGCAGUGUCCUCUUGAAUUCUUGAAGCAGUCUGUGGGAUUUUGCUAGGCAACUUCUUAGCAGGAAGGGUAAAAAGGAAGAAGUUAUGGCUUCUCUGGUUUAAGAACAGAACCAUAGUCGAAAGCGGGGUGGUAACAAGUGUUCAUUUUUUAUAUGGGGAACUUAAAAUGCCCAUGCAGGUGUUAAAACAGCAUAGACCAAUCUGAUUUCUUUGCUCACCAGUGUCUGACGGCGUGGAGCCUGUUUGUAAACCAGCUGUAGCACCUGCCUGUGUUGCUUACUCCAGGGUUAAUACGUGGCACAGAUGUGCUUGGAAGUGGAGCAAGUAGAUGGUUCCCUUGCUGGUGAGUGCUGCCUGCAGAAACAAGAACACAAAAUCACUUGUCUGUAGAAAUAAUUUUCAUGUUUCUUGGUGGCAGUGUUUGAUUCAUGUAGUAAUAUGAAGAGUGGCAACCCCUCCCUUUACUCCCAGUAAUAACCAUUGGGAUUUUAAACUUGUGCUAAUGGGUUAUUAAUCCAAUUACUGCUGCUUAUUACGUUACUUCUGUAUCAUCUGCAUGCAGUUCUGCUGUUCAGUUGUGGUGAAUGGUAUAAAUACAAAGCUUUGAGCAGACCCUAGAAGAUACUGAAACCCCACUGAGAUUACAGGCAGUCUUGAAAUUGUUGUCACAGGUUCCUGAGGGCCGCUAAUUAAUAUGCUAAGGUUUAUUAUUUGGUAAAGAGGUUGAAGUUUUAAGAGAUCAUUAUGGAGGAAAUGGAGGAAAAUAUCACUGCAGCUGUGGGCUGUAACAACCCACACUUAAUUGGAGGUAAACAGAGUAUUGACAUUUCUUUUAUGAAACAUACGGGAUGUACGCAGGCCACAUGCAAGGCUCGAUUGAAAGAAACAGUCUGUAGAUUUUUUUCUUAAUUUAUUUUGCAUUCACACAAUCUUUCUGUUAAUUCUGAACUCACCGGGCAACUUCAAGUUUGUUAACAUGAGACAGUCGUGUUCACAAAAACUGGCAGCGGGUAGGGGACAGAAAAUAGGAUACCCUUCAGGAAGGAAAAUAAGGCAGAUAUCCUGCUGUGAUAUUUGGGAGUGACCAGCUGGCCCGCCUGCCUGUGGUAUAGCCCCAGAUUACCUACAGCACUGUUUUGGGAAACGGGAAAUGCUUUUGGAGCAACUGAGUGGAGAGGUUGGGGACUGCUGACAAAGAACCUGCCCCGCUUUGCUGCUUAUGGCUGCAAAGCAUCAGAAGGAAUACCUGACUGUUGACCUGAAUGAUAAACUCACCUAGUCUGUUAAAUAUUGUAAAUAUGUUCAUCUACAUAGAUCUCAGGUGAGGCAGGGAGAAGCGUAUAUGCAGCCUGCAUUGUCCAGAACACAAGUCCUGCUUACUUGCAAUUAACCUUUGCGUAUUUUGGUGAAGGUUGUCUAUCAUGGACCUGUGGUGGUCUUCUGGAGUUCACUCUGCUUCAGCCCCGCCACGGUAGGAGAGAUUAUCCGGGAUGCUCCAGUCAGACCCAGAAGGGAAUGCAUUUUUCAGUAAAGGAUGGUUGGUAUUGUUUUUUGUAACAAGUUUCUCUCAGGCUGCUCGACCUGCGUUGACAGACAGCUUUGUUUCCUCGGUUUCCUUCAAUCUGUGGGAGCUGAGCAGGGGGUUAGAUCACCGCAGUGAGAAGCUGAUCUCCAUUACUGAGAUAAACCUGGAGAAAUUCUGCUGAGUUCAAGAGAUGUGACCCUGGAUUUGUCUCAGCAUAAUGUACCAGAAUUUCUCUCUCCUGCCUGUGGGUAGCACAAACAGCCUCAGUAGCUGCAAUUUCAGUCACUGAUGAAGAAAUGCAAUAGAAAUGGUUUGGGAUCAAUCUCCUGGAUAAGAAUUAGUGGUGUAGGAGCAGACUGGCACAGCAGAGGAUCCCAUAGGGCCGUACAAAGUGCUGCAUUUCAGAUGCUGUUGUUGGAAGACGAAAAGUACAUGUCUGCCAGGGACCUUGAAUAUGGCUUAGGAGACAUGGAGUACAUUUGGACUUGUCACAAGGGAGGAGUCAGUAUAAACAAGCUGCCCGGUGUCCAGAUGUUUACCCUGAGCAGGAGGCUACUGCACAAAAUUGCAUUUGUGUGUUCUGCCGUUGUCGAGUGGGAGCAACCACAGACCUUUGACCAAAACACCCUGACCUCAAGCUGCUGCCUCAACCCUCUUCUAUUCCCAAGGUGAACUGGAGAACGUAUGAGAAACUAAAUAUCUUCAGCGUCACCGUCUGUGCUCUUUAGCUCAGGGAACACUUGUGCUGCACAUCUAAGGGCACCACA
Egretta garzetta (little egret) is the source of this 6704-nucleotide messenger RNA. RefSeq names its product exosome component 2 (gene EXOSC2). The transcript is spliced from 8 exons. The record is from RefSeq and is a predicted model, not a curated record. Gene Ontology annotation, molecular function: RNA binding. The annotation marks the transcript as partial. Gene Ontology annotation, biological process: U4 snRNA 3'-end processing; poly(A)-dependent snoRNA 3'-end processing; nuclear polyadenylation-dependent rRNA catabolic process. Lineage: Eukaryota; Metazoa; Chordata; Aves; Pelecaniformes; Ardeidae. Gene Ontology annotation, cellular component: cytoplasmic exosome (RNase complex); nuclear exosome (RNase complex).